Messenger RNA from Ilex paraguariensis (yerba mate), 618 nucleotides. Lineage: Eukaryota; Viridiplantae; Streptophyta; Magnoliopsida; Aquifoliales; Aquifoliaceae. The record is from the annotation of a GenBank genome assembly.
AUGGACAGCCUGUUUGCGGCUACUGAUGGGCUCUUUCAGCUGGUUUUUUCUGGAUCUCAGCUGGAUUUUGUGCUGAUUUCAGCUGGGGAUCGUGGCUCAUUUUGUUGCUACAGCUGGUUUUAUCAGACUUUAUCUUUGGUAAACAUUGAAGGCUUUCCACGGUUCUGCUCAGAGGGUUUUCAGCUGGAUUUCCAGCUGGUCUCAACGGGUUUCCAGCUGGUUUUCCAUGAUUUCUUUGUGGUUCUCUGCUGGUUCUUAUGGGCUCCACUUGCUGCUGUGAUUGCUGUGCUGUUUUGUUGGUGUCAAUGGUUCAUGUGCACAGCUUUCUUGUCGCUGCUGCUGGCCACCUCUGUCAGCUGGGGAUUUGUUCUCAGCGGGCUCUCAGUUGCUGUGUUGGUUCUGGGCUUAUGUUCAUUCCUCAUGGUUUUCAUCAUCUCGCAGUUGCUGUCUCUUGGGUUUCCAGCUUUCCUCCAGCUGAAUUUUCUGGAUCUUCAGCUGGACUCUCAGCUGGCUUUUGCUGGCCUUCAUGUCCCAUUUUAUGUCCUUUUCUUUUUUGAUGGUUUAUGCCACAUUGGCUUCCUUGUUUUUGUUAAAGCCCGGCUUCCUUGCUUCUUGUAA